Messenger RNA from Monomorium pharaonis (pharaoh ant), 15514 nucleotides. RefSeq names its product chromodomain-helicase-DNA-binding protein 7 (gene kis). The transcript is spliced from 20 exons. The record is from RefSeq and is a predicted model, not a curated record. Gene Ontology annotation, molecular function: protein binding; ATP binding; ATP-dependent chromatin remodeler activity. Bases 601 to 14073 code for a protein of 4490 amino acids. Lineage: Eukaryota; Metazoa; Arthropoda; Insecta; Hymenoptera; Formicidae.
UGCACACGACCGUGAGUGCGCGCCGUGACCACGGCGAGGGAAGUGUGUUCCCGCGAGUUCGCUCGUGCAAUCUAAUACACGCCUCUGAUAAACGCGCUCGCUCGCUCGCAUGUGUGUGUGUGUGUGUGUGUGUGUGUACGCGCGCGCGAGCGCGUGCCGCGGCGUCUGUGCUGGAGCUCGGAUCUUCCGUAUCUCUUUUCUUUCUCCCUGUGUCUUUUCCUUCCCCCUCCCCUCUCUGUUUCGAGCGCGCGCGCGCACGCGUGCUCUCUCUUUCUCUCCCUCUACACAAUUUUCUAUGCGUGUGCGGUCGUCUUUCUUUCUCUCUCUCUCUCUCUCUCGGAUGUCUCUGGACGUCUCUCCAAGACAGUAGUGGCGGCGACGGCUAUCGAAGGGCUAUCGCCGUCAUCGUCGUGUUGUGUCAACGUAACCCACGGCAGCGGCAUCGGCACCGCCACCACUACCACCAUCGCCAACACCACCACCGACGCCUCUUCAACAGCAAGAGCUUGGGUUUACCAUGGGCACGUUACUGGCUAUAAAAAAGAUCGUACAAUAUUCUCCUAAGCCUGAAAUGGGGACGAGGAGUCCUUCAGCGUAGACAUGGACUACGAUCUGUUUGGUGAAGAUGUCAGUGGCUCGAUGCUCGAGGCUCUUCCUGAUCUCGGAGGGAACGAUCACUUCGAUCCUGCGCCUGCGAAUAAUCCCGUAGCGGUGUCUAGAGACGGUCUGAAUUCUGGCCCUAAUGGAGGAGGGAGUUACAUUAGCCAAUCCUAUAACAUUUCUCAAGAAUCUCCGAUACAAAAGUUAACCUCAUUCGGCGGAUCUGAAUUUGGUGGCUCGAAUCAAUUGCAAAAUCCGUCGCAGCAGCGCAGCAUGUUUAACCAAAAUCUCGGUACGUUCGAUAAUAGCGCCACACCUCAGCGUGCUAUGGUGCCGGGCGCGUUUCAAAAUCAGACUCGUAACAUUGCACCGCAACAGCACAGGGGGCCUCAUCCGGGUAGCGCUGGUCAGUAUCCUAGCUACAAUGACAAUAUGUAUUCUAUGGAGCAGCAACACUCGAUGGCGAGAGCCAACAUGAGUAUGGAUCCCAGCCAGCAAGGUUGGCCGGGUAAUGGUAGUGGUUAUCCACAGAUGCAGAGGCAUUACAAUCAGAUGGCUCCGCAGCCUGCCACGUACAGGCAACACAUGCCGCCACAGUAUUCUCAUCAGCAAGACCAAGCUGGCGUUAUCAAUCAAAAGAUGCAGCAGCAACAGCAGCAGCAGCAGCAGCAGCAGCAGCAACACUUUGGUCAACAGGGAAUGAUAGGUAACAUGGGGGUUUUGCAUCAGUCGAUGCAACCUAGCGCGACCGGCGGAGUCUAUCAACAUAUGGUUGGACAGCAGCAGCACUAUCAGCAAGGCAAUUCGGUAGCGGCGAUGUAUCAGGCGUCUCCCGGAUAUCCCGGCUUUGCCUCGGCAAUUCAUCAGCAGCAGCAGGCUCAGCAACCGCCUCAGACGAGAAUGCCGCACCAUCAUCCGGCGCAUCCGACCCAUCAACCGCAUCCGUCUCAUCCUCAACAAUAUCCUCAGCACACCUCUCAACAUCCGAACGCGCAGCAACAGCCAACGAUGGAUCCCCAGUAUCCUCAUCAUGCAUCAAUGUUCAAUCAGCCGCAACACUCGGCUCCGCCACAGCAACAGUUCGGCACGGCACCGGCUAAACACUCGACGAGUCCACAGUAUCGCGCUGCUUUCCCACAGUUAUCGCCGCAAAUGUCGCCGCGACCGCAGAUGUCCCCGCGUCCGCCAGCGGUGCAGCAGCAAAUGUCACCCCGACCCAUCAUGUCGCCCGCUAAACCUACCACAUUGUCGCCACAUCCUCACGUUCAACUUCCUCAUCAGCAGGGUAAUCAAGCUAGCGCGAUGUCGGUAUCACCGUGUCCGCCCACGUCUAUGCAAAUGAAUCCAACAUCACAGCAACAGCAAACUACUCUGCAGGCUCUCGAGCAAAUGGUGAUGCCGGGCGUUGCCGUGUCCAACUCCAGCGUCCCUGCUCCAGACCAGUAUAAUCAGUUCCAAACACGUCCGCCAAUGUCGCAGACACCGAAUGUUCUACCGCAGCAGCCAACAGCACAGAGUCCGAUGUCAGGCCCAGUUACGGGGCCCAGAAUGUCGAUGCCUGCUCAAUGGCAAUCGCAUCCGCAACAGCAACAACAGCAACAACAACAACCACAGCAGCAGCAGCAACAGUCGCAAAUUAGGCCAAGCAUUGGCGUUAACGACGAAAGAAGUAGCAUGGUAGAACAGCCUCAGCAGGCACCGAUAGUAUCCGAGCAGAGUGCUCCGAUGUGCCCCGUCGCUGGACCGGAGAGUACUGUUCAUAGCGUUGUGGAAACGGCGACAACGACGAGCACAACGACAACAAGAGAACCGACGACGAUGACGGAGAAUAUCGUGCAGAACCCGAUCGAAACCCCGAAACAACCAGAACCCGAGCCUUCUUUACACCAGAGCGCUCAACAGAAUCAGCAACCGGACGUAACCGCGCAACUCGUUCCAUCACAAGUGGAUACAUUGGCACAAAAUAAUUCGCAGAAUAAUAAUUUACCCUUAGAUCAUACAUCUACGGUAGGAAAUAUUCCCACACCGGCAAGCAUACCUCCGAUAGAAACGGUGCAGUCUCUUCCCGCAUCCAGCACAAGUGGCAAUGUGGAAUGCACAAAUGUGACCACGUCAUUACAACAGCAACAACAAACAGUUGCCGCACCGAUUCCAACUCCCGUUUCUAGUAUUGAGACUUUGAGUGUGUGUGAAACGAAACCACAAGAACAAGGUAUGGAAGUACAUCAGCCGUCAUUGAGCAGUACAACGCAUCCACAACAAACCGUAGGACAACAGCAACAAUCGCAACAUACUCAACAGUCUAUCAAUUGUCCUCCACAGCAGCCGGUGCAGCAAUCAGUGCAGCAACCAGUGCAACAGCUUCACUCAACUGUGGCUCAACCACAGAUAGUCCAGUCUCAGGCAACAAUACCGCCUCCUCAACCGCAGUUACAAUCGCCACAACAAUCUCAGAUAACUCAAUCACAACCUGUUCAAAUAAAUCAGCAAUUGCAAUCACAGCAGCAAAUACCUCAACCGCAGCCAUCAUCACAACAACAACAGCAACAGCUACAACAAAUUGCACCUGCUCAACAAUCACAAAUUCCCCAGCCUCAAUCCGUAUUGAAUCAAGCGCAACCGGUGCAGCCUCAACAAAUUCCACCAGCACCUCAGCCUCAAUUGGGACAACCACAGCCUCAAAUGGGACAACCACAGUCUCAACUGGGACAGCCGCAAACUCAGUUGACGCAGCAACCACAGCCUCAGUUAGCACAACCAGUGACUCAGCAGGUCCCAACUUGCGUUACGCAGCAGGCACAGUCGACGACGGCAACGCCGUCACAGACACAACCACCUCAUAUGCAACCUCAGAUUGCUAUGAUCCCGCAAGGUGCCACGCUCAUACCACCUCAGAUUCCGCCACAAAUGCAAACUCAGCCGAUACAAAAUCCGACGUCUCAGAUGCAGAAUCAAAACGCUCAGGUGCCACCCGGACAUUUAAACGCACAGCAGAUACCUGCAGUCAGUCAGACCGCUGGUAUAGUGUUACCGCCGCAAGCUGCAGUUCCUGUGCCAAAUUCACAGACACCGCAUCAGUACCAUCCUGGAGGUGACAUGAUUACUGGCAAUACAAUGCCGAACAUGUACAGCAUGCCGACUAAUCCUACACAAACGACAGUCGCAGCUAGCGGUUUUGGUACGUCUUGUGCUCCGCUUUCGCAUCAUCAAGAACGAGCUGCACUGCAACAGCAGUUACAAGAAUUGUACUGCAUGUCAGUACCGCCGACUGCGGAAACUCAGGAGAAGAUUGUCGCCUUACAGGAAAAGUUGCAGGCGUUGCAGCAACAUGAGACGAAUGAUCAAUGUAAUGGGGGCCCGCAGUGUAUACUACAGACGCCGAUGUUUACAGCUGCUGUAGUCGAUAGUCCACAGGUAUCUAGUACUACUGGACGUGGUCGCAGUAAAGGUACGCCACGAGCAAAGAAGAGCCGUAAAAAAGCCGAUAAAGAAGCAUCCGCACCUAUCACUGCCACUCAGCAACCUGAGCAACCUUUAUCGGACAAUAAAGUCACUCCAGGCGAUAGUAGCAACAUAGUAGACAGCGCUGCAGAUUCGGAAGAUAUAAAGCCAUCGUCUGGCGAUAUAGAAGAGGAAUGGAAUAAGAAUAGAAAGUCACGUUCACCUCGAAAACCACGCAAACCUAAGGAACCUAAAGAGCCCAAAGAGCCGAAACCUAAGAAAGAACCAAAACCACCCAAGGAACCAAAAUCGCCAAAAGUAGCAAGGAAAAGAAAUAAGGAUAAAGACAAGGAUUCCACAAAACGUAAUAGGAAAAAAACUACUACUGAGGUCGUUGAUGACGAAGUCACACGUGAAAACGAAGAAACUGCCGUUUCGGAUUCCAGUGCCGUUAAGGACGCAGAGACGAAAAUCUGUGAAUCUGCCAUACAAGGUGAUCAAGAGCAAGUGGAUUCUUCUACUAAUGAACCCCUGUUAUCCGAGGUAAAAGAAGAAGGCAAAGAAAAAAUAGGAACGGAGGAUGUUACGGAAGAGGAAAAGAAAGAUGAAAAUUCGGAAACGACUACUGCAACCGCUGAAAAUGCGAGCGGUGGUAAAAAGAAAUCUGCAGCUAGGAAACGAUCGAGUACUGGCAAGUCAUCUGGGGGAAAAAGUUCCAGAAGUUCUAAGAAACGCAAGAGUCGCAUUGCACCUGAUUCUGACGGUGAGGAAUUGGCAGCGACACCUCCACCAUCACCAGAAGCUGGUGAUGAUGUAAAUAAGCGGCGUUCAGCGAGAAAUACUCAUCGCAAAAAAUACGUAGAUGAUGUGAUGUUGCGAUUCUCAGACGAUGAUGUUCCUAUCCAAGAAGCUCAACUCUCGAAAAAAGUAGACGGUGCAAACGCUGCAAAGCCUGCUGCUGUUAAGAAGGAGGGUGAAGGCGGUGAAGUCGGACCUAACAAACCCAACUUUGUAUACAUUAACACUACAGAUGAAGAUUCUAUGGUUGUGCAACAUAUUUUAUGCUCUCGAAUGGGAAAGAGAGAAGUUAAGCCUGUGGUACCUAAAGUAGAACCACCUCCAGAGAAAAAUAUGGAUAAAGAAGAAUCAACUGACAACAAAGAUGAGACAUCUGAUAAUCCCGUGAAAGAAGAGGAUGCAGAAGAUACCAAAAAAGAAACAAAGACCGAGGAUACAAUCAAAGACGAAGAAAAAAGUGAAACCGAUAGCGUGAAGAAGGAGGAUACGAAGAAAUCGGAAGAACCUCCCACGGAUUCAAAACCAGCCGAGAUUCCCGCCGUUGUCGACACAAAGCCGCAGUUUGUUGAGGUCGAAGAAUAUUUUGUUAAAUAUCGGAAUUUUUCGUAUUUGCAUUGCGAAUGGAGAACGGAGGAGGAGAUGUACAAAGGAGACAAGCGUAUUCAAGCUAAACUGAAAAGGUUCAAGCAGAAGCAACAACAAAACACCAACAUUUUCGAGAAUACGGAAGAUGAUCCCUUCAAUCCAGAUUUUGUCGAAGUUGACCGAGUCUUGGAUGAAGCAACUCAUACAGAUCCAACUACCGGAGAAACAGUCCGACAUUUUUUGGUCAAAUGGCGAUCUUUGCAGUAUGAAGAUUCUACCUGGGAACUAGAAGAGGAUGUUGAUCCCGAAAAGAUAGCUCAAUUUGUGAAAUUCAAUAAGGUACCACCUAAGGAACAAUGGAAGCCGAAAAAGAAGCCGACUGCUACAGCUUGGGUGAAGCUAGAAGAAUCUCCAGUUUACAAGAACAAUAACAUUUUAAGACCAUAUCAAUUGGAAGGAUUGAACUGGUUGUUAUUUUCAUGGUACAACGGACACAAUUGUAUUCUCGCUGAUGAGAUGGGACUAGGAAAGACGAUUCAGUCUCUGACAUUCGUGGACGCGAUCUACAAGUACGGAAUUCGCGGACCAUUCUUGAUUAUAGCUCCGUUAUCAACUAUUCCAAAUUGGCAGCGAGAAUUUGAAAGCUGGACCGACAUGAACGUCGUAGUAUACCACGGAUCUGCGGCGAGCCGUACUAUGCUUCAAGAAUAUGAAGUUUAUUAUAAGAACGAGAAGGGACAACAAAUCAAAGAUUUAGUAAAAUUCAAUGUGUUGAUAACGACAUUCGAGAUUAUUAUAACGGAUUUUAAUGAACUACGUGGAUACAAUUGGAGAGUCUGUGUCAUAGAUGAAGCUCAUCGUUUAAAGAAUCGAAAUUGUAAGCUCCUUGAAGGACUCAGGCAAUUGAAUCUGGAACACAGAGUACUUUUAUCAGGCACACCGUUGCAAAAUAACGUGAAUGAGCUAUUUUCAUUGUUGAAUUUCCUCGAACCGCAACAAUUUGCAAGUAAUGAAGCAUUCCUGAAGGAAUUCGGUAAUUUGAGCAGCGAAGGCGAAGUGCAAAAGCUGCAACUUCUUUUAAAACCGAUGAUGCUACGUCGCUUGAAGGAAGACGUCGAAAAAUCAUUGGCGCCGAAGGAGGAGACUGUCGUCGAGGUAGAGCUGACUAACAUACAAAAGAAAUAUUAUCGCGGCAUUCUCGAGAGAAAUUUCUCAUUUCUUGCAAAAGGCACCACGUCGGCCAACAUUCCGAAUCUUAUGAACACGAUGAUGGAAUUGAGAAAGUGUUGUAUCCAUCCAUUUCUAUUGAAUGGCGCCGAGGAUCAAAUACAGUUGGAUUAUAAAACUGGUGAGAAAGAAGAUUCUGAGGCGUACUAUCAUGCCCUAGUGAACAGCUCCGGAAAGAUGGUCUUAAUCGACAAAUUAUUGCCAAAACUGAAAGCCAGUGGUCAUCGAGUCUUGAUAUUUAGUCAGAUGGUAAGGUGUCUAGAUCUACUUGAGGACUAUUUGUUGUACAAAAAGUAUCCGUAUGAAAGAAUCGACGGUCGAAUUCGCGGAAAUCUACGACAGGCCGCUAUUGAUCGUUACAGUAAGCCUGAUUCGGAUCGAUUUGUCUUUUUACUCUGUACGAAAGCAGGUGGGCUCGGUAUUAAUCUGACCGCGGCUGACACUGUUAUUAUUUAUGAUAGCGAUUGGAAUCCACAGAAUGAUUUACAAGCGCAAGCUCGUUGUCAUCGAAUCGGGCAACAGAAGAUGGUCAAGGUGUAUCGUUUGCUGUGUCGCAACACGUAUGAGCGAGAGAUGUUUGACAAAGCAUCCCUGAAGUUGGGACUCGAUAAAGCGAUUCUACAAUCCAUGAAUACCAGUCAAGGAGGCAAAGAAACUAGCAAUAAACAGUUAACGAAGAAGGAAAUAGAGGAUCUGUUGAAAAAGGGCGCUUAUGGUGCUAUCAUGGAUGAUGACAAUGCUGGUGACAAGUUCUGCGAAGAGGAUAUUGAGCAAAUACUUGAGCGGAGAACUCAGGUUAUCACUAUAGAAGCAGAGAAAGGCUCAACGUUCUCGAAAGCAAGUUUCGCAUGUUCGUCGAACCGGUCAGAUAUCAAUAUUGAUGACCCUGACUUCUGGAAGAAAUGGGCGAAGAAGGCGGAGAUCGAUACUACAGAGAAGAAGGAAGAAGAUGAGCUGGUGAUAUCCGAACCCCGGCGAAGAACGCAAAUUAAGCGUUAUGGUCAUGACGAGUCGGUGGUUGAUAUGUCCGAAUUAGACAGCUCAGACGAAAACAGCGACGACGACACGAGCAUCGGCCUGUCCGGUAGAAGCAAGAAACGGCGCGACAAGUUCGGCAAGAAGUCGCGCAAGUUUUAUGAUGAGUACGUGCCGCGUGAGGGUGAGGUGGUAUACGGCAGUUGGGCGCGCAGCGAAUGUUUCAAGGUCGAGCGCGGACUGCUGACGUUCGGCUGGGGCCGCUGGGAAGAGAUUCUGCAGCACAGCCAGUUUCGUCGCGGUUGGCGUGAGGUCGACGUUGAGGAUUGCGCGCGCGUCAUUCUGCUCUACUGCCUGCGCUAUUAUCGUGGUGACGAGAAGAUCCGUAGCUUCAUCUGGGAUCUCAUCACGCCCAUCGAGAACGGCGAAAAAGUGAAGAGCGUGUCAGUGAACACAGGCAGCAGAAACAGUCGACAGAAGAAAAAGAGUCGAGUGCGAGAGGGCAGGGAAACUCGAGGAUCGGUCAUCAACGGUGGACCGAGCGAUCCCAAUCAUUGGAGCAACGCGGAGAAAUUUGACGGGGAUAUCUUUCUCGAGAGCAACUACAGGAAGCAUCUUAGUCGACACGCGAAUAAAGUGCUGUUGCGCGUACGAAUGCUGUAUUACAUUAAACACGAGAUUAUGGGCGACCUGGUUCAGCACAUUAAUGAUGGCGUUCACGUCAGUGCGUUGCCGCUAGACCUUCCACAGUUGACGGAACGACCGGCGAAAUGGUGGGACAUGACAGCAGAUAAAUCCUUAAUAGUCGGCUGCUACAAACACGGCUAUGAGAAUUACGACCAGAUGAGGACUGACCCCGCGCUUUCUUUCAUUACAAGCUGUCCUCCCCCUUUCCAGAACUCUCAGAACAAGAGUACCGUCGACAGUAGCAGUAGAGACGAUAAUAGUCUGGAAAACGAGGAGGAUGGCGAGUCUCCUGCAAUGACAAAAGACUCUAAGGACUCCGACAAAUUCAGUCGAGAAACACCUACGGAUUCCCCUGCCAUUUCAAGUAAGGCAGAUACGCCAAUACCGGAAGCGGGCAGCAGCCACGACGGGAAUGACAGUCUUCUCCCGGAUGAUGAAAAGACUUGGCCGUCUGUGGUGGAUCUUAAUACACGAUUACGUCGCGUGAUAUCCUCCUAUCAACGAAGCGUUAGUAAAAAGGAGGACGUUAAAAUUAUUCCGAAACCUGGUGGAAAGAUGGGAAUGGAGAGUGAGACUGCUUCCAUAAAUCAUACCGGCAUGAUGCACGAACCGCCCUUGAAUAUGCAAGGAUGGGAUUUACAGCAACUAGCGAUGUAUCUUUUGAAAAUGGAAAAAAGAGAAAAAAUGGAAGCUAUAGUAAAGGAACGAGAACGUACUCGUAUCGAGGAGCAAAAGGCAAAGUGGACCCGUCGCGAAGAAAGUGAAUUCUUGCGGGUGGUGUCUACAUACGGUGUUAAUUACGACAGGAAGAAAGCCCAGUAUGACUGGACCAAAUUCAAAAGUAUCGCUCGAUUUGACAAGAAAACGGACAACGAUCUCACAGAUUAUUAUAUGUCAUUUAGAGCAAUGUGCAAGAAAGUCUGUAACGCGAAAUUGAACGAAGAGGAAGUUGACGUUGCAGAUUUUAUAGAUGUUCCAGUGGAUCAGCUGAGUCCUGCCAAAGCGAGACAAAUACUCGACCGUGUUGACCUCCUGAGCAAGAUUCGUGAGGAGAUCUUGUCACAUCCGCAUCUCGAAGAACGACUCUCAUUGUGCCAACCAUCAGGGGAUACGCCAGACUGGUGGCAGCCGGGGAAACACGACAAGGAAUUGUUACUCGGAGCGGCGAAGCAUGGUCUUGGCCGUACCGACAUAACUAUACUGAACGAUCCAGACUUUUCAUUUCACAAGCUUCUUACGAGAGGAAUGUACGCGGCCACGCAGACUCCUAAAAUAAUGGAUAAGUCCGAAAAAGCGAUAAAGAUCGAGAGUAGAGAGGAUAUCUUAAAGUUUGACAAGGAUGAAAUACUCGUGAAACUGGAGAAAGGUGAGGGAACUUUGAAAAUUGAAAAAGUUGGUGCGAAAAAAGACAAAGACCAAAGUACUGAUAAGAAACCUGAGAACGCGGACUCCGAAAAAAGCCAAGUGGAAUUGACUAUUGUCAAAGCGGAAGCUAAACCUGAAGAGAAACCUAUUGGUAGUUCGUUGACAAUCACCACUGUUCCGAGAACAUCGGAUGUGGAUAAAGACAUCGCUGUAAAGAGCGAGGAAAAAAGUGAACUAGCGAUAGAGCCAGUUAAAUGCGAUAGCACCAAAGCUAUUCAGACAGGCACUGCCAAGUCAAUCGAUGAGAAGAUCGCGAAGGAACCUAAUUCAGAGAAUACAGAGAGUCCUACUGUUGUGGAACUCGACAAGGAGGACAAGGCUCAGGAAAAAGAUGUUAAACACGAAGUCGAAUCUACCGAAAAAUUGAACGAGUCGCAAGCGCAAGACAUCGCGAAGGAAACAGCCGAGAAAAAUGAGACAGAAAUUAAGGAGAAGGUUGAGAACAUCGAGAAGAAGAAUACUGAAGCUAUUGUUGAGCCCGCUACCGAAGACGAUAAUAACAAAAACGCUAAAUUAGAUAACGCACCGACUAAAGAAGAAGACGAGACGAAAGAAACAAAAAGUUCGGAUGUUGUCAAAGAGAAGGCGAAGGUUCCACAAGUCGAAGAGAAGUGCAGCGUUCAGGCCGCGGAAUUGAAGGCGAUGUUCCCGGAUCUGGAAGUGAUACAACCGUUGUCGCGGCUAACGCAAAUCGAUACAUUCGUUCUGCGAGACAAGCCGGCGGAUUAUAAUAACGAGCCUACGGUGAUGCAACUUUUGGCGCAUGGUUGCGCUAAUACAUCAAUAAAGUGGCCAAAGGAACACGCGAUCGAAGCUCGUUUAAUGCACAUCGUGCACGCAAUAGAGCACAAAGAAUGGCCGGUGUCGGUAAACUUCAGUGCCGGUGAAGAAUCGGAGCUUACACAAAACGAAAAGGAAUGUUCAGAAGUGAUAACAAUCACUACUGAUCACGGAGUAUCUAAAUCUAUGACGAGUGGAAAUAACAGUUUCUCUGCUUCGAAAAAACGCAAGAGACAUAUCGCUAUAGAUGUCGAGACCGAGCGAGCCAAGCUUCAUGCACUUCUCAAUAGCAGUCAUUUGAGUACGCCAUCACCCGCACCCCUCAGCAAACCAGUCGUUCUCUCCGGCUCGAAUACCUGGGAGAUGAACGAUGAGUCCCAGUCCGAAGAAUCGCGACGCUCCACGCCGGUCCAACCACCUCCAGCACAUCAACAAACGCGAACGCCAAAUAUACCCUUUGAUUUGAAAUAUCCCAUUCCAGGAAAAACAACUGUAAUACCUGGGACAUCAAGCACUUUGACGCCUAUUGAUCUAUCCGCUGGAUAUCCAAAACCAAAUUCUGAUAAUAACAAGGACAUUAUGAACGAGGUGCAAGAUUUCUCUAUGCCAAACAAGAAUAAACAAAUUAGUAGCAAUAAAGGAAAAUUGGACAGUAUGCUAGACAAGCUCAUGAAAAGGAAAGCUUGCCCAACAGAAGAACCGGUGAUUGGAAAGGAGAAGAAGCGCAGGAAAUUGGAUGAAAUAGUAUUGGGACUGAGCGCUGCGAAAGAACAGCAGAGUAGUGGCCAUUAUCUCGAGCACAGCAAGAAGAAUACGAUUACGCCCAACGUGACUGUAACUCCAACAUCGGCGCCGAUGGGACUUCCCAAUCCUCCGACGAGCUCCCAGAAGCCGUUUUCCAUUACCGUUACAUCGAUUCCGUCUUCUCGAGCCUCAAGUGUUUCUACGCCCGUUUUACCACCGCCAUCGUUGCACUCGCACAAAGAUACCUUUUCUGCUUUGUUGGCUCAGGCCGAGCAGCAAAAUCGUGAAUUGAAGAAACAGCAACAACAGCAGCAGCAACAACAACAACAACAACAACAACAUCAACAACAACAGCAGCAGCAACAAGCAUUCAACUCAGCGCAUCCGUCUUCCUCGAGUAGCAGUCACCGAAAGAGUUACGAGGCAAUGAUUGCGGACAUCAACAAAGUCGCCGAGUACUCGUCUAAAAUCGGCUCGUUCUCGCAUGAGGCGAAGGUGAACAAAUGGCUGGCGGAACAAAACGCGAUGUCGGAACAAUUGAGUGCAGAAUAUCUAAAUGCUCCCCGACGGCGUAGACCGCGCGUCGAUCCGUCCUUAUUGGAUUGGAAGAAGCUCACUGGUGAGGAGAAUGUUGCUGUUAUUAAUCGACUAACUGGCAAGAAGGUAACUGGAAGUAAAGCGCCUCAACUGAAACGUCUCGGAACGUGGUUAAUGGAGAAUCCAAUGUUUGACGUUGAUCCGAAGUGGGCAGAACUUGUAAAGGAACGCGGGAAUCUUCCGCACGAUUUACAGAAGAGAUUGUCAGGUAACGAGCGCAGCAGCAGCAGCAGCAGUAGCGUGAACAAGGGCAAGAGCCCGGGUAGGCCACCUAUGAUGCCUAGUCCUACGAGCCAACAAUCGGCGAAUACCGCCAAUCUGGCGGCCACGUCAAUGGCAUCCAGUCUCAACUUCCCGCUCGGCAAUUUGAACAAUUCUCUGUUGUCGGGUCUGUCGCUUGGCAAUUUCGAUCCAAAGAAUCCGCUGCUGAUGCCAUUUGGCGGUCUGACGAAUUUGGGCGCGCUUGGUGGCCUCGGCAACCUCGGUAACCUGGGCAACAUGAGCCUAACGAAUUCGUUGUUCGCUAAUCUAGCCGGGCUAGGUCUACCAUCAUUGGCGGGCAUGGAGGCGGCGUUGAACGCGCAAGCAGCAACCAGUAGUGCAGCAGCAGCGGCGGCAGCGGCAGCCGCGGCAGACGUAAAUAAUCCAGUAGUCAGUUCGGCGACUGGCAGUAGCAGCAGUGGCAAGAACGCCGGCGUAGGUUCUUCAUCGAGCAUAAGUGGCAGCAGUGGAAGUGGUGGCGGUGGUGGCGGUGGAAGCAAGUCACGGAGCAGUAAAUUGGAUCAGUCGACCAGCAGCAAAUCUGCAUCUGGUGGUCCGUCAACUUUAUCUGCCGUUUCGUCCGCGAGUCUGCCGACCCCCUCGCCGUUUCCAUUUCUCUUUACAAAUCCCAGCCUCCUCUACACGCCGUUAACCCUGAGCGGCCUGAAUCCAUUUUCCAUGCAGUCUGGCGGCGUGUCGUCGGCCUACGAAAGUCUCGCCCAGUGUGGUCUGCUGAAUCCACCAACGUCCAGCGCCUCUACGGUACGUAAACCAACGUCUUCUAGCAGCUCUUCUAGACAACGUGAAACCGUGCCGGAGUCCUCGACGUCUUCGUCAUCGUCGUCGUCGUCGACGGCGAAACGGAAGGAAGCCGAGAAAAAGUCUAGAUAUUCGGUGGAUCCAGUUGUAACUCUGCAACAAUACACGGAUAUGGCGGCAUUGCAUGGCGAGGAGAGACGUCGCGUCGAGCAGCAGCAGCAGCAGCAGCAGCAGCAGCAACAACAACAACAACAACAACAACAACAACAACAACAACAACCACAAUCGCAGCAGCAACACGAGAAGCGAGAACCGGCAGUAAUUACGGAACCGACUGAUGUGAUGGCGGCGGAUCUGUCGGAGAAAAAGACUGAGCGGAAGAGCAAGGAGCAGGAGGUGAAAGAAGCUUUGGAACAUUUGAGGACUAGUGCCGAACUGGUCACACGAAACAUCGACGACGCUCCAAGAAGCUCCGAGAAGCCGCCCAACAAGAACCGUAGCAGCACUGAUAGUAAUCAAAAUUCCGAUCAGCAGCAGCAACAACCACAACAAUCACAACAACGAUCGACGCCACAGCCACUACCUCCGAUUGAAAUCACCCUGGAACCUGUGCCGAAAAAGAUGCGCACUGAAGUGGACACAAGCACGAAAUCAUCGUCCAUGUCAAGUAACGAGAUACCAACAAUGGAAAUUGAACCGAUGACAAAAUCAUCGCCGACAACUCCGACGAAAGCGACGCAGCAAUCGGCAGUCUCGCAGGAGGAAGCAUUCAGCGUCCCAUCCGUAGAGGCAAAUACAACCAAGAAGGAAGUGAAUGACUCGACGACAAUGACGACAAUGACGACAACGACGACGACGACAUCAUCGUCAACUGCGACAACAGCGGCGGCGGCGUCAUCUGCGAAUGCGACAUUACCGACUCAAAAUACCAGCACAAAGCAGAGCGAUAGCGGUAAAUCAGCUGCUCCGGAAGCCGAGGAGGACAGCAAAGGCACCAAGGCGCCGAAAAAGGCACGCAGCGGCAAACGCUUGAGUGUGGAACCGCCACCAGAGCGUAAGAAUCUUCGCUCGAGUGCCGGUAGACAGGCACGAGCGGCCGCGGAACGCCAGGCACGAAUGGAGGGUGAGAUGCAGCACUCCGAGCAGCAGCAACAACAGCAGCAAGAUAGCAGUGGCCAUGUGGCCGGCGAGUGAGGCAAAAGGUCUCGUCGGACUGCUGCCGCAAAACGAUGAGCGACAAAUCACCGAAAAGCGCUAAUCUAUGGCGUUUUGAAAAGAGGAUUCGGAAUUCGGUGGAUGCCGCAGUAGUUCACGUUUUCUAAUUCUACUCUCUGAUUAGACACUGCUCGCACAACGAAGAUCUUAUGUAGAUAAUUCCCUAUUUGACGCUGACAAGCGCGCAAGUGUAAGGUGUUGUUUCUAAAUAAAUGCGCGAUGAAACACAAGUGCAUCGAAAGGAGGCUACAGACAUUGGUAGAAUCUACCGUAGCCUUCGGUUCGACUCUUGAAUUAAAAAAAAAAAAACGUGUGUGAACAAAUAGGACUCCCUCCAUUUCGCGGGAAAUGGAUUACGUAUUAUUACGUUAGUCGUUGACGGAGACAGUGUGUGUGACAGUGCACGUUCAUUGAAUUAAAACAAAAAGAAAGAGAGAAAUCUUUCACAUACGAAGGCUGCGAUAGUAUUUUAUCAUUCGAUACUUUAUGUAGUAAUUAAUUUUUAAUUGCGUAAUUACGAUAUAAUAAUAAAGGUAUAGUUUUGUUAAAUUUAUUAUCUACUAUCUCUUAUUGGUUUUGACCAGGGACUGUUUUAUAUAAAAAAUAUACAUAUAAAUAUAUAUAUUAUAAAAUUGUGUACUCGCUAUUGCGCAUAAAGCAAUUUACAGGCAAGGAAUACAAGACGGAAUAUAGAGACGGAAUAUAAUCGUAAUGUAGAGAAAAAAAUAAUUACAGUAAUAACUUAAUAAAACGAGGAAAAUGUAAAUAUUAUACACAAUUACGCCUAUAGAGACAGUAAGCAAUCGUGUACUUGGAAAAGAAAAUGUAUAUAACGCAGUGUACUUUUAAUUACAUUAGGUGAAAUAAUAAACAGCUUCUUUUGUUGUUUGCAAAUACCAAGGAUUCGAAUCUCUUAUUUUAUAUCAAUCUACAAUGUAUAUGAAAAGGAAAGAUUAUCUAUUAAAUUGAUCUUAAAUUAUUAAAUCUUAAACUAGAUAGAAAAAAUUAUUUAAAUAAAGACACAGAAAUGCAGUGUCCUUAUUUAAAUGAUCAGAAGUGAUAAUAAAAUGAUCGUUGAAUCUAUAAAAUAAUAUGUAUGAAUUUUUACACAAAAAAUCGUAUGUUAUAUUGAUUUGUGCAACUUUUAUUAGAAUCUUUUUGUAUACAGGAAUUUUUUUAUGCAUCUAUAGGUUGUGGCACAAUACGCAUAUACGUUCUGCCAGAGGGCAACAUCACAGUCUUGAUAUUGUUGUAGGAAGCUUUUGCCUCGCUGUCCGACACACUCGGAUCAAUCAUAACGUCGUCUCCUUUCUAAAAUAUCGUAUACGCAUGUAAAAAUUAACGCAACAAAUCGUCAUCGACAUGUUUUGUUUGAUAUUUAAUUAUAAACAGCGAAAAAAUUAAUAUCUCUUGAGAAUCU